GAUGUUCUACAAUAAAGCAUAAGUUAAAUGCGGAAUGAAAGCGAUGAUAAAUAUAACAUUAUUAGAAGAUCAAAUGUGCGAGUCUCGACUAGUUGAGGAAAUGUGAUGGUCUGCCAGGAGCAAAACAACCAAAAGUUAUGCACCGUCAGUGUUUGUAUAAAUGCCACAACAACAACAUUCCCACAUUCUUGGAACUAGAAACCCACUACGAUUGCCUUCUACAAUUCUGUAGUAGCUUGGUCACUCUCAAGCAAAUCCACUCAUCUCUCACAACCCGUGGCUUCAUCAAACAAAGUUCUCAUCUGGGUGCCAAGAUCAUCAUCCAGUACUCCAAGUACGAACACCUAGACACUGCUCGCUCUCUGUUUGAUGAAAUCCACAAUGGACCCAAUUCUUUCCUCUACAACACAAUGCUUCGCGCCUACGCAAAUGGGGGUCACUAUUCUCAGACUCUGGAGCUGUAUUUGCUCAUGCAAAGAACUCGUAUCCGACCCAACAACUACACUUUCCCUUUCGUGCUCAAAGCAUGCGCUUCUCAAUCUUUGUCCCCACACGGAAAGUUGGUUCAUGGAGAUGUUAUAAGAGCUGGGUUCGAUUCGGAUAUGUAUGUUGAGGCUGCUCUGGUGGACAUGUAUGCAAAAUGCGGCUUGAUUGAUGAUGGUCGCCAGGUGUUUGAUAGAAUGUCUAAGAGGGGCCUGGUUUGCUGGACAGCAAUGAUCACGGCGUAUGAGCAGGCUGAGCGAGCCAAGGACGCGUUGAUUUUGUUGGAGAAGAUGCAGCAAGAGGGGCUGUUUAUGGAUUCUGUUGCGGCUGUGAGCAUUUCCUCGGCUGUUGGUCAAUUGGGAGAUGCCAAAAUGGCCAAAUCAGUUCAUGGGUAUGUCAUCCGUAAUGCCUUCCUCGAAGAUUUAUGCACGGGGAAUGCGAUUAUUGCCAUGUAUGCUCAGUGUGCGGAUGUAGAAAAGGCACGUUUGGUGUUCAAUUGCAUGGAGGAAAGAGAUGGGAUAUCGUGGAAUUCUAUGCUUUCGGCCUAUACCCAAAAUGGACUAGCUAGUGAAGCAUUGUUACUUUUUGACCAAAUGCAAGAUUUCGGUGUUAAAACUAAUCCUGUGACAGCAUUGAUCAUGGUUUCUGCGUGUGCUUAUCUGGGAUCCCGUCAACAUGGGAGGAGACUCCAUAGUCUUAUAAUUGAUCUCAAGAUAGAACUUGAUGUGAUGCUUUGGAAUGCAAUCAUCGACAUGUACGCCAAAUGUGGAGAUUUAGACACUGCUGUUGAAAUAUUCAGGAACAAUAAUCCCAGUAACAGGGAUGUUAGUUCUUGGAAUGUGUUGAUAUUGGGGUAUGGCAUGCAUGGGUUCGGGAAAGAAGCACUGGAACUCUUUUCACAGAUGCAAAAAGAAAGUGUUGAACCAAAUCACAUCACUUUCACAUCCAUUCUCUCUGCUUGUAGUCAUGCUGGCCUUAUCAAUGAAGGUAGGAAGUGUUUUGCAGAAAUGACUAAAUUCUCUGUGAUACCUGAGGCAAAACACUAUGCUUGCGUGGUUGAUAUGCUUGGCCGGGCAGGGCUUUUGUAUGAAGCUUAUGAUUUGAUCAAAACAAUGCCUUCACGGGCAAAUGACGGGGUAUGGGGUGCAUUGCUUUUGGCUUGCAGAAUCCAUGGAAACAAUGAGUUAGGUGAAAUUGCAGCCAUUAAUUUGUUCCAGCUUGAGCCAGAACAUUCUGGAUACUAUGUGCUAAUGUCAAACCUAUAUGUAGCAUCGAGCAAAUGGCAAGAAGUUGGGAAACUGAGACAAGAUAUGAAGAGUCGAGGAUUGAGGAAAACCGCCGCAUUCAGUGUGAUAGAGUUUCGUAAAAUGGUUUCCACACUGCAGAUCAGAUGAAUCCGUACUGGAGAGAAGUUUAUAGAGAAGUAGAGAGAUUGGCAAUUGAGAUGAAGAUGGCGGGGUAUGUGCCCGAUCAGUCCUGUGUGCUGCAUGAUGUCGAAGAGGAAGACAGAGCAUAUUCUCAACUAUCACAGUGAGAAGCUGGCUGUGGCAUUUGGACUCAUGAAGAUUGACCCGGGAAUUGCAAUUCAUGUGACCAAGAACCUACGAGUUUGCAAUGAUUGUCAUUCAGCGUUUAAACUUAUGUCACGUAUUUAUGGAAGAAAAAUCAUUGUCAGAGAUGCAAAUCGUUUCCAUCACUUUCAAGAGGGCUUAUGCUCAUGCAAGGAUUACUGGUAAGUGCAUGGCCUGUGGCUAGAGAUCUAACAAAGAUAUCUGUUUGAGAUAUUUUCAUGGAACUUGAUCAUACAGCAAGGCCUAAUCUUUAAUGGAUUCAAUCUAGUGGCUACUUGCUGUUGCUGGUG
Messenger RNA from Camellia sinensis, 2344 nucleotides. The record is from RefSeq and is a predicted model, not a curated record. NCBI's taxonomy places the organism in Eukaryota, Viridiplantae, Streptophyta, Magnoliopsida, Ericales, Theaceae.